AUGUCGGCUCGAGAUGCUCAAUAUACAUAUUCAUAUGCCGCACCAAAGAGUCAUCAACUUCACCACCAGGCAGCCCAGACGUCUUUCCACCACCAGUAUACUCAACAGCAAAAUCAGUUCACGACCGCUCAGGAUAGUUUACUAGCUCAGACCGCCUCAGGAACUCCGAAUCCUCAGUACACGCCUCCGCACAACCCCUCGAUUACACCCGUCACAUCUGGAACACAAACUCGUCGUUUCAAGACAACCCAACAUACUUCAAUCGCACCACGAACACCGGGUGCAACGAACAGACCAUACACGACAUCUCAACACCCGUCGAUCGCUCCGCCAACUUUGGACCACCCGACCUCACCUUUAAAUUCGACACAUUGUAUAUCUGCGUCAAAUGGAGUGACACCCAUGGCUUCCGUACCCACGCCCCCAUCGAUCCCCACAGGUCUAUCCAGUCCUGGUGCGGGGACUGCAACGGUUACGAAUUUCGAAUUGCAAGAUGUUAUCGCGCAAUUUCAGUCACAGCCCGAACUCCUCAAGCUUAUCCUUACUUCGAAAGUCGAGGAGGACAAGAGGAGAGCCGAAGAGGCAAAGCUGCGCGUUAGAGAGCUAGAUUUAAUGCUCUCAGAGCGCAGCCGAAAACAUGCGGAAGAGGUGGGGAGUUCAAAGCAUCAUAAGGGGAAUGAUCAAGCCAACAACGACAUGGACUAUGAGAAUGAUGGCUCGCUGAAUUACGCGUCGUUUAAUAAUAGUUUGACAUCAACUGUUCAAAAUCUCACACUUGACUCUCCAACUAACACGCCUCGACCGAAAUCCAUAUCCAAAGGUAGUCCAACAACAUCACAACUUCAUUUAAACUCGCAGGAUUUGCUAACGACUCAACAAAGUCAGUUAAUCACACAGAGUCGAAUGACAUCAUACGAUCAGGGAGUCGGCUUGAACGAAAGUGAAGAGGUGGACAGUGCACCGAACAAGCGUAAACGUAAACGCCGGGAAAUGCUUCCCGUGACAAUGAUCAUUGAAACUAAAGAAUACCCUUACGUAGACGAUUAUCUAUGGAAAAAUAAUGGCAACACCACGCAAAGAAAGACAGGAAAUAAGAGCGUCUAUUUCAAGUGCUCCAACAGUAACAAGGGAUGUCCCGUUAACAAAACUGUGACGGAGAAGGACGGCGGUUGGACCAUUAAAUAUCGAGGUCACCAUUUGGAAGAAUGCGGUAAGAUCAAGCGGAUUGUCCAGAAUUAG
Acaulospora colombiana is the source of this 1239-nucleotide messenger RNA. Lineage: Eukaryota; Fungi; Glomeromycota; Glomeromycetes; Diversisporales; Acaulosporaceae. The record is from the annotation of a GenBank genome assembly.